AUGGGGCCGGUUCUACCUUGGCUUCCGUGGUUGCGCCAGCCCCAGACAGCUGCUCGUCUUCUUUCGGCAUGUGUCAGCACUCGUCCGCAGUAUCUGUCGAGGACCAUCCCUCCCUCGACCGUAGUGAUCUCCAGUUUUACACGAUGGGACGCGCGCCUAGAAGAGACUUUUCGGCUGCUUUUAGCGUCAGGGACCUGGGCUUGUCGCGAGGAUGCCCGAGAGGCCGCCCUAGACCAAAUCUUCCUCCCCAUCUGUCUUAGGGGUUUCGGCAUUCGUCGCAUGGCGCGCGUUGCCCCGAGCUUCACUUCUGGCGAGACGGAGCAGAUCGACCCAACUCUACGGACGGCGCUGGAGGGUCUCCCAUUUAACAUCCUCUCUCUCCUUCCCUCUUGGCCCUCUUGUGCUUCUGCCUCCCCCGAUUCUCUUUUUUGCAGGAGCGAGCCGUCUUCUGGAGGCGCAUGCUUUAGAGGUCGCGGGCUUCGCGGUGACGGUGGAGGACUCUACGCUGUUCACACAGUUGGAGGCGGCUCGAGCAAGACUGCAGGGACAGCCGGUGGUGGGAGAGGGGACAGCGGCUGGGGGACCUCUGGAGCAGAGGGCCGAGGUGGGACAGCUGGGCGGCGGGGGGCACUGGGGACAUCAUCAGCUGCGGGGUCGGGUGGCGUGAGGGGCAGGUGGGCAGAGGGGACGGCAGGGGGAGCAGACGGGCCAGGACGAGGAGGGGGGAUAGUUGAGGCAGCAGCAGGAGAGCCAGCAGAGGCCGCAGGCCCAGGGCACCGCGCCUCAGGGUUCAGGCUCGGGGGUGGGACAGGGGCGGGAGCAGCAGACAGCGGACGGAGGUACAAGGGGGGCAGCGGGAUUGGGAGGGGAGGACUAGGGAGUGAGAGAGGCAGCAGGGGAUCGAGCAGGGGGGUUGGGAGGGUUGGGGGAGGGUAG
This is a messenger RNA of Closterium sp. Naga37s-1, 936 nucleotides long. The record is from the annotation of a GenBank genome assembly. NCBI's taxonomy places the organism in Eukaryota, Viridiplantae, Streptophyta, Zygnematophyceae, Desmidiales, Closteriaceae.